UUUUUUAGAAAAGAUACAAUUACAAUCCUACACAUAAUAACUAACAGUGAGUUCACGUAGUUUCAAAAUUUUAACGUUAAAUAUGAUAACCAUCUUGAACGUUGGUUUUAUAAUUUGGUAUUUAAACAUUCCAGUGCAUGCUGACGAUAGAGCCUUGAUUUUCAACUUGAAAACACACUCACUCGUUGACAUUCCGACAAAAAAUUCACCUAACGUGACAUGUACUGGUACUUGGGCGACAGCCUGUCCAGCAAGAAACAAUGAAAGUGAAGAUUCCACCAUCAAGAAUAUUUUUUCCAAAGAAGCAUUAUUUCUACGAAACAUUUAUAACGAAAAAAAUUCGUAUGCAGAAAUUGAAAAAGAUAGGUGCAAUGAACCUUAUAAACUUUCAAUUAUUUUUUCUGAGGGAAAAAUAGAAUUUGGUUAUCAGAUCUUUAUUCAAAACUCUGAAACUUCCAAAUUCACUGCCAACUUUCGCGAAGAACAUUUUUCGAAGCCUGAUUAUUCGUCGAAUCAUCAUGAAAAAAAUGAACUGAUUCGUUACUACGAGGAUUUUAACUUUUCCGAAAAUGGAAGCUCCAUGAUGCACUUGAAUGAAAUCAAAACAAUGAAAUCUAUAUGGAUACCUUUAUUCAAAGUAUGGUUAAAAUCAGACCAAGUAAAGAAAAUUACGUAUCAAAUUUUCGAAAAUAACACGAACCCGACGUUGCCAUGUCAGAAUUAUAAUUUAGGAAAGGAAAUACUCGCUAACACUAAUGUAGAUUUGUUCUACACAGAAAACAAUCAAAAAGAAUUUUUCCAAGACAUGACACUACCUCCAAUCGGAUCUGAAGGAGCAUGCUCAUCAGAACACAAGUGUUUAAUGAAAUGGCUACUACUCCCUUCAGAUCAAUUUCAAUUUGGCUCUUCAUCGACACAGCUACAAUGCUCUAACAUACCAACCAUUCCGAUAUGGAGCAGCACAAUAGAAAAUAUAUUACGAAAUGUUGAUGAAUAUUUAUACACAUUGUCUCGGAUAUCAAAUAAACCAUUAAAAAUAAUCGCCGGAGUAAAUCAGUACCUUCAAUUGCCAAAUAAACAGCUCGGGAUAAAUAAUUACGUAAUUCUCGUCAAAGAAAAAAAUAUAUUAGCAGUGCCCAAAAUAAUUUACAAAAUCGUCCAGCUGAAAUCAACUAAAUGCGAAGACUUUAAAUGUUGGUACAGUGUUUUAAUAGUGAUCCACAACGGUCCAUAUUUCAGUGACCAAGAUCGAAUCUGCGAAGAUAUGAGUGAAAGUUUAGGAUGGGAUGAUAUCAGAUACGAAAAAUGGUCAAACGAAGCCUCCAAGUCGAAAUUCAUUUACGUUUGUCCAAUUACAGAGAAAACGCUCGAAAAGGUAGGCUUAGUGUGGGAAAAAAAUUCACGAUUCGAAGAAUUAUCGUUGUUGCAUUUUCCACAUUUCAAUGAAGCUAAUCAACCACUUGAGAGUAAUGUGAAAGAAAAAGUUUUCAAAGAAUUGAAACGAUUGUCCAAGUUGAAUGAAUGGUCAAAAAGUAUUGAAAAUAAUAAAUUGAUAGAACGACCGCAGAUUGACGACGAUGAUUUCAAAAUACUGGAAGGGAAGAAUGAUAAGAAAUUUAUUAUAAUAACGCAUAGACGUGAUCAACCUCUAAGUGGAGUGUGAUUCGUGAAUUAUUGGAGCACAGAUGAUAAAGUCAAUAUUUUUUCAACUUCAAAAAUUCUAUAGUUAAUAAUUUCUAGUUAAAUAAAUUAUAUUUUGUACGUACUUAUGAAUAAAAGUAACUUCACACUUCGA
Molecule: messenger RNA, 1795 nt
Organism: Planococcus citri (citrus mealybug)
Lineage: Eukaryota; Metazoa; Arthropoda; Insecta; Hemiptera; Pseudococcidae
Exons: 6
Coding region: 83-1663 (526 amino acids)
Source: RefSeq, a predicted model, not a curated record